CCAUACAACCGUGGAGCACUCUUCACUGCUCUGGUCGUCAUCUAUGCUCUGACAUCCGGAAUCGCUGGCUACACAGCAGCGUCUUUCUAUGGUCAACUCGAAGGAAAGAACUGGGUGAGGAAUUUAUUGCUGACCGGAUGCCUCUUCUGCGGCCCUCUCUUCCUGACCUUCUGCUUCCUCAACACAGUCGCCAUCGCUUACAACGCUACGGCAGCAUUGCCCUUUGGAACCAUCAUGGUGAUCGUCCUCAUAUGGACACUUGUCACAUCGCCGUUGCUCGUGUUGGGCGGAAUUGCCGGUAAAAACAGCAAAGCCGAGUUCCAAGCGCCAUGCCGAACCACAAAGUACCCGAGGGAGAUACCGCCAUUGCCGUGGUACAGAAGCGCAAUUCCUCAGAUGGCGAUGGCUGGUUUCUUACCAUUCAGCGCCAUCUACAUAGAGCUGUACUACAUAUUCGCCAGCGUGUGGGGCCACAGGAUCUACACCAUUUACAGCAUCCUCUUCAUCGUCUUCAUCAUUCUUCUCAUCGUCACUGCUUUCAUAACGGUGGCUCUCACCUACUUCCAGCUCGCAGCCGAAGACCACGAGUGGUGGUGGAGGUCAUUCCUGUGUGGAGGAUCGACGGGGAUGUUUAUAUACGGGUAUUGCGUGUACUAUUACUACGGGAGAUCGGACAUGACGGGAUUCAUGCAAACGUCGUUCUUCUUCGGGUACAUGGCCUGCAUCUGCUACGGCUUCUUCCUCAUGCUCGGGUCCAUCGGCUUCCGCUCGUCCCUUCUCUUCGUCCGCAUAUUUUUUUCGAUAAAACAAAUUAGAAAAUCACUCAAAGGCUGAUCACCAAUCCGAUUACGCAAAGUUAUUUUAACAUGACUAAAAACUGUCAUAUAAAUGAGCAAUUUUGAAUUUAUUCCGUUAAAUAGAUCAUUAAAUUUUGGAC
Tarenaya hassleriana is the source of this 937-nucleotide messenger RNA. RefSeq names its product transmembrane 9 superfamily member 2-like. The annotation marks the transcript as partial. Lineage: Eukaryota; Viridiplantae; Streptophyta; Magnoliopsida; Brassicales; Cleomaceae. Gene Ontology annotation, cellular component: membrane. Gene Ontology annotation, biological process: protein localization to membrane. The transcript is spliced from 3 exons. The record is from RefSeq and is a predicted model, not a curated record.